AUGAGCAUGGUAGUCAUGAGCUCAGAACAUGCUCCAAGUCUCAAUGUAAGAGGUACACAAGCACAAGCCUCUACUAGCUCUGUAUCACAAUCCACUCUCAAACAACUCUUUCCACAAUAUUGGUCGCCAUUGAACCCAUCCGUUCAACCACGUGUUGAUGAUAUGAAAGGAUUUGAAUUUGUGUUGACUGAAAGAACUGGUCAACGAAAGAGUUAUCAUGGUGUGUUGCAAGUCCAUGCAAGCACUGCUCCACAAUGGGUUCAAGCAGAUAUCUUUGAUGGUCAACUCUCAUAUCAUUUGAACAUCAUGACAACUGGUUCCACUUUUAAGGUCGUCCAACAUAACAACAAGUUUUGUUUCACGUUGAACUUUAUUCCAAGAAACAAUUCCUUGAUUGCCAAAGUUGCUCAAUUUGGUUCUACUUUGCUCGCUGGUCAACAAACCACCUAUCGAUUCGCUGCAACUUCGACCAAGUACGAUUUAUUAAUUAACCAAAACUGUAACAAUUCUUCCAUGAAGAUGGAUGCUUUCAUCAUGGGCGAUGAUGGUUUUGUGUCAUGUGGUUCUCCAGUUCCUUCGUCCUCUGUAGCUGUGAAUGCACAAUUCUUUAUCACCAGAAAUACAUUCAUUCGAGUGACGAAACAUAUUUCAGGAAAACGUAGACAAUUAGCAAAGAGAUGUUUGUCAUUGGAUAAAUUCGAUCGACAACUUGCUGCUACUUUGGGAGAUCGAUACUUUGCAGAAUUGUUGCACGACACUGUUGACAAUGGUCAAAGCAUCUCUGCUGCUUACCCAAGACCAACUUUCUGGUUUGAAUCAAGCAUAGAAGCAUGUUCUCUUCCUUACAUGGCAGACUCAACCAAAUGUAACUAUUACAACACUCCAGUUGGAACCAAAGUUUGUAUUUUCAUUCAUGGUGCAGGUGGUGUGAAAGAUCAAGCUCCAAAAUACAAUUCAUUCAAAGAUUAUUGGGGUGACAUUGAACAAUGGACACCUCAAUGCUCAAAGAGAGUCUUUGCAGUGAGAAACACUCGAGAUGUUGGUUGGGAUGAUCGAAAUUUGCAACAAUAUUAUUGUGACUUGGCUCGCAAGGAAAGUGGAUACAAUGUCACUGUGAAUGGCGUUCCACAAUUGAAAAAUGUCAUCUUAUUCACUCACUCACAAGGAGGUUUGGUCAUGUCAGCUGCUCUUAGAAACAAACUCUGUGCAAUUGACGGCUACUCCUCAAGUUGGUACUCCAUUUCAACUCCUUUCCAAGGAUCUGGAGUGGUUGCCAAGUUGGUCAAGUAUUGUUCUGCUUACUCAAAGGGACCAUUCAAUCCAUUGAAUAAGGAUUACGUGUUUGGUUAUUUAGCAGCCAAGUACGGUUAUUGUAAUCAAAAGACUGGUCUUCCCUAUCCAGGAUACAUGUCUUUAGCUCCAAACUUUGUUGCAAAGGACGGUACUACUACAGCUACUCUCUACACAGCUCAAUUAUCCUAUACUUUGAAACCAGAAGGAAGAAUGUGUGGCACUAGUCCAAUCGGUAUCAUUUCCAAGUAUUCCUUUAUUUUAACUCUCUUGUCUGAAUCAACCAACAUUGCCAAUCCAAACGACGGUAUGCUUGAAGGAUCUAGCUGCACCAGCCAAUCGACCACAGCCUAUACUGCUCUGUUUUCUUCCAAAUUCUAUCUUGCCAAUUUGAACCAUGCAGACACUUCAUGUAGAAACGGCAAUGGUUGGUUCUCUCGCUCUAAACAACCAUGCUUGUAUUUCAAGGGUAAAAUGUAA
This is a messenger RNA of Naegleria lovaniensis, 1770 nucleotides long. RefSeq lists its product as uncharacterized. NCBI's taxonomy places the organism in Eukaryota, Heterolobosea, Eutetramitea, Acrasida, Naegleriidae. The coding region runs from base 1 to 1770 and encodes 589 amino acids. The record is from RefSeq and is a predicted model, not a curated record. The transcript has a single exon.